Ostertagia ostertagi is the source of this 819-nucleotide messenger RNA. Lineage: Eukaryota; Metazoa; Nematoda; Chromadorea; Rhabditida; Trichostrongylidae. The record is from the annotation of a GenBank genome assembly.
AUGAACGAUAUAGAGGAAGAGGAUGAAAGUUCAUCAUCAGAAAAUGGAAAGGUUUGUUGUAAUCGAGCCACUUUAGUUGCUGAUGUUGCUGAACUCCUCGUUCAUAUGAGCAUUUUUAUUUUUCUGCUGCAGCUUUUGUUUAACUCUUGGGAUUUCUCAACUGAUGCUUUCAAAGGAGUUCCUGUAGAGAAUGAAGAACUUACCAGAUUGGAUCUUAUUAUACAAAGAGCGUUAGCUGGUUUCAAACGAUGGGAUGCUGUGUACAUGUUACAUAUUGCACAGCAUGAAUAUGUCUUUGAAAAUAGUUUGGCAUUUUUUCCGUUCUACCCCAUGACUAUAAGGCUCCUUUCUAUGGCUUGGGCAGCUCCAUUUGUUCAUUUCGGUUUUAUACAUGUGUCGUCCGCCUUGUUGAUAUCGGCAGUGGCGAUAAACCUGGGUUGCUUUCUUAUCGCGGCCGCUCUUCUUUAUCGCAUUGUGCUGCGUGUUUCCCGUUCUGUUAAACAAGCUAUAAUUGCUGUGCUGCUGUUCUCGGCAAACCCAGCAUCGAUAUUUUUCUCUGCUGCAUAUACAGAAUCGCUUUACUGCAUGUUAACCUUUGCUGGCAUUUGCGUACUACUAGAGGAUCGGCCGUCGUUUUUUAUACGCUAUCUCGGCUCUCUCCUCUGUUUCGGUCUCGCCUAUGCUACGCGAUCUAAUGGUUUGAUUAAUAUUGGAUAUGUGGGCUUCUUUUGCUUGAUUGAUUUCAUGCUCAAUGUGGAUCAUGAAAAUCCCAGGCGGCGUCGUGUGCUAUUGCGAAGGCCUGUCGCCGUUAUCGUUUCA